GAAGAUCUUUCCGCAUACGCUUUUGUCUCAUUUCGCUUAUUUCCAACUGUUGCAUUCAAUAAUAGCUGAUGCUGCUUUCCUGUGUUCUAUUCACGGAAGUUGCGCACCCAAUGCUGCUGCGCUCUCGGCGCACCCCCUUAAAAAAUAUUCCCAUUCUGCCUCAGCUUCUUGCUUGUAUUGAUUUUGGAGGGCAAAAACGGCCUAAAUUUAUGUUUCAUUAUUCUACAACUUGGCACCAAAUUAGUCUAUUUCCAUAAUUCUCGCAAAAAUUUGAUAGUUGUUUUGUUUGGCAAGUGUAAUAGAUAUUUGUUUGAAUUUUAUACUUCAAACUGUUUGGUAACAAAGUAUAGAACCAUGGCUGAUCUUACUGAACUCAGAAAAGUGUUGAUUCUUUACACUGGUGGAACUAUUGGAAUGAAAAGAAAUAACAUUGGUGUUUUGGUUCCCGUUCCUGAUAUACUUACGGGCAAAGUUAAAACCUGUCAGGAGCUGCAUGAUCCAGACUUGGCUCGAAUUUAUUCAAUACGGAAUCACGAACUGAUUACAAAAGUUUCUUCUUGCAAUAAGGUCAUUGCCUACCAAAUAAGAGAAUAUCACCCGUUGCUGGACUCUAGCAACAUGACUCCAAAAGAGUGGGUGAUAAUUGCCAAUAAUAUUGAGGAGACUUACAAUGAAUUUGAUGGAUUUGUGGUACUAACUGGAACAGACACCUUAGCCUAUACGUCCUCCGCUUUGUCCUUCAUGUUUAAAAAUUUACAUAAGCCCAUUAUUAUUACAGGAUCUCAGAUUCCUAUUUUUGAAAGUCCUAGCGAUGCCAAAAACAAUAUGCUGUCAUCUUUAGUAUUCGCAAGCUGCUCCGACAUUCCUGAAGUUUGCGUUUAUUUUUCCAACAAACUGAUGCGUGGAAAUAGAGUUAGAAAAAUCCAUACUUCUCACGUUGACGCUUUCGAUUCACCCAAUUAUCCUUUGAUGGCUGAAACUGGAUUUCAUUGCCGAAUUUAUCGUCAAUUUAUUCUGCCUAAAACUGAGAGAGGGACACUUGCAGUUACUACGAAUUUGUGUGAAUCAAUUGGAAUUCUCUAUAUGUUUCCUACUAUGACAAGGACCCAGCUUCUCUCGUUCUUGGAACCUACCCUAGAAGGUGUAGUUAUAAUGACAUUUGGUGCCGGCAACGUGCCUUCACAUAGGCAAGAUUUAUUGGAUGUGUUGAGAAAUGCCGUUGGAAGGGGUGUUACAGUUGUGAUAGUAACACAGUGUGCCAAAGGGAGCGUCAGUUUCACUUACGAAACGGGACAGUGUCUGGAAGAAAUUGGUGUAAUUCCAUGUUACGAUAUGACAGUUGAGGCAGCCUAUGCAAAACUUGUCGUAGUUUGCGGGAUGACUAGACAAUCAGAAGAAAGGGCAGAGCUUAUGAAGCAGAUCCUGAGGGGCGAAAUGACUAUUUACCACUAAAACGUCUUCAUCUUAUAGUCAUAAUCUUUGAUGAAUCUCUUUUUAUAUUCUGAAUUUAAAUUUUUUAAAAUUGUUAUAUACACGCUUGUAUAUUAUGUGUUAUAUUUUUUAUAAAAAUAUGUAACUGUAACGUGGCUAUUAUUAUUUACCUACAAAUGGUGAAAUAUCUACAUUUUACAUGUAUGUGUUCGGAGCUCAAUUUGG
Molecule: messenger RNA, 1656 nt
Organism: Ceutorhynchus assimilis (cabbage seed weevil)
Lineage: Eukaryota; Metazoa; Arthropoda; Insecta; Coleoptera; Curculionidae
Source: the annotation of a GenBank genome assembly